Molecule: messenger RNA, 353 nt
Organism: Scutellospora calospora
Lineage: Eukaryota; Fungi; Glomeromycota; Glomeromycetes; Diversisporales; Gigasporaceae
Source: the annotation of a GenBank genome assembly
AUGGGUAAAGUAUUGUCAAGAGAUCGAGAACAAAAACUUAAUUACACCAAAAUUUUUAAAAUUAACAAUGAAGAAAAACUUGAUCGUGAAAACGAACGAACAAGUUUACGCCAUAACAUAGUGCGUGUGCUUUUUAAUGGUAAUUUUUCUGCUCCAGUAGAAGACUUGUUAAGAGAAGGUGGUGCCAAGGUUAUUGAUAUUGGAAGAUGUGGACAUGGUACCUGGAUUUGUGAAAUGUCAUCAGAUUUCCGAAAAAGCCAUUUUUAUGGCACCGAAAUUGUGUCAAAAGUUGUUCCACAUUUAAAACCUUCAAAUGUCACUAUUGUUGAAGCCGAUAUUUUAAGAAAAUUACC